Molecule: messenger RNA, 1858 nt
Organism: Triticum dicoccoides
Lineage: Eukaryota; Viridiplantae; Streptophyta; Magnoliopsida; Poales; Poaceae
Exons: 4
Coding region: 1-1677 (558 amino acids)
Source: RefSeq, a predicted model, not a curated record
AUGGACGUAUUCCUCUGCCAUUUCUCGCUGGUCGAAUUCAGGGUCAAUGGCUGGUACGGCUUCGAAGAAAAGUACCACGCCCGCAAGCUCUUUUUACAGGAAAACGACCGCAAGCUCUUCACUGACCGCGAGCUCUUCUUCCUGACUUCGCCCGAGCCAUGGCCAUGCCCUGUGCUUUGGAGCGGGCCGCCGUCGAAGUACAAGUCCUACAGCAUGGUCCGUGAUGCAUUGCCCACAAGCCAGCAAAAGAAAACGAUGGCAAAGCUACUGGAAGCACACGGCACUGCGGUUGAUCUCCGGACUUACCUCUCUGAUACAAAACUCGCAGCGGCUUUCUCUCCCAACCUCGCCUCAUCACCUCCCGGGCUUGUCCUUGAUUCUACUGGCGCCAAAGGUAAACUUGCUUCUGACACUCCCGAUACCUGGUUCCUGUUCGAGCAUCGACUCUCGACUCUCGAGACGCGGUCGACGCCCUGUGCAGGAAGCACGGCCUGCCGACGGCCUACACCGCGCGCCCCGCUGGCGACCGGGCCGUCUUCACUCCGCCUCCUGAGCGGGCCGUGUGCCUGUACGCGCACGCGCUGGAGGCCGGGGUGCGCUUCCCACUGCACAGCUUCUUCUCCUCUCAAAAAAAAAAAAAAAAGCUUCUUCUCCCAGGCGCUCACCCACUUUCGCCUCGCGCCGGGCCAGCUCACGCCUAGCGGGUGGCGCGUCCUUGUGGGAUUCGUGGUGCUCUGCCACGACGCCGGCGUGCAGCCAUCGACGGACGUAUUCUGCUACUUUUUCUCGCUGUGCCCAUACACGUCCGGUUGGUACGGCUUCCGGGCAAAGCACGACGGCUGUGCGCUCUUCAAAGGGUGGUAUUUUUCGGGAUCCGAAGAGACGUGGAAGGACAGGUUCUUCUUCCUGACAUCGCCGGAGCCAUGGUCGUGUCCCGUGUUUUGGGGCGAGCGGCCGUCGAAGUACAAGCGCUCCUGGAUAGCCCGUGAUGAAGCUCCAGCGCUCACAACCCAGCAAAAGAAAACGGUGGCAAAGCUACUGGACGCACACGGCACAGCGGUUGAUCUCCAGACUUACCUCUCUGACACCAAACUUGCAGUGGUUUUCUCUUCCAACGUCGCCUCACCACCGCCCGGCGCCAAAGGCAUGGAUUCGUCCGCGGCCAAGGUGAAAACUGAGCCGGACGGCGAACCGACGGUGUCCCUGAAAAAGAGGAAGCACGAGGAGGCAACCAUUUCAAAAGACGGUGUCCCUGAGCACAGCACGCCCCAUGCUGCCCAUGGCUGCUCGGCCUCCGCGUCCGGCUUGCGUGCCCCGCCUGGUUUCGACCCAAAGGCACGGCACCUGCCCGUGCCCGACACACACGACGGCGACAGCGCCGACUGGGAGGCCGCGAAGAAGGUGCUAGAGUGCAUCACCACGCCGUCGCGGGAGCGUGGGUUCGCCGCUGCAAGUCCCUCCGACGUCGUCGCGUCGAGCUACUCCGCAAUGCUCCAGGCCGCGAACUACGCGUCCUUCUCCUUCGGCUAUGCGGUGGAGCUGGAGAAGAAGCUGGCGGCGCGGGACAAGGAGAAUUCUGCUCUGCGGGUGCAGCUGGAGAGCGCCAAGACCGAGCUGACCGCGGCGAAGCGCGCAGCGGAGGCGGACGGGAAGGCCAACAAGACGACGGCGGUGUAGAAGUGCGCCGCUCUCAGGAUAAGGCCGCGCCUCGACGCCGCGCGGCCCGACUCGUCGCCCCCCUUGAUUUAGCAUGUCUUUAGAAGUUCGACUCUCUGAACUAGUACUGCGCUAUUUUGGUUAUGUAAUGGGAAGGACAAGGUAACCCAAGUUAAAUCGAAGGACAAGGUAACACCAGUUA